AUGGACAAAUUGAUUCAAUAAAAUGAAUCUAAAGAUAAUAAAAAUGGAUAAUAAAACAACAAAAAUGAUCAAAGAAAUUAAAACAAUGAUCAACCAUAACCACAAUAACCAUUAAAACCAAUAAAACCAGAGAGAAUGAUCUUGAGAAUGCAAACUGGUAAAGAUGGUAUGAACUUUGAGAGUAUGGCUGAAGAAUCUGAAUAAAAGAAUAAUAUUUCUAAGAUUUUAAAAGAAGUUCUUUCAUAGUGA
This is a messenger RNA of Paramecium pentaurelia, 249 nucleotides long. The record is from the annotation of a GenBank genome assembly. NCBI's taxonomy places the organism in Eukaryota, Ciliophora, Oligohymenophorea, Peniculida, Parameciidae.